Penicillium expansum is the source of this 1005-nucleotide messenger RNA. Its product is annotated as Major facilitator superfamily domain, general substrate transporter. The record is from RefSeq and is a predicted model, not a curated record. NCBI's taxonomy places the organism in Eukaryota, Fungi, Ascomycota, Eurotiomycetes, Eurotiales, Aspergillaceae. The transcript is spliced from 3 exons. Gene Ontology annotation, cellular component: membrane. The coding region runs from base 1 to 1005 and encodes 334 amino acids.
AUGGAACCACCAAAAUCACUCUUCCAGGAGACCGUCUUCGUCACUGUGGUGUGUAUGGCACAAUUUAUGACUCAAGCUGGUCUCAGCAUCUCCAUUGCCCCAGUCCAUAUCAUCGGCGAUAGCUUCGGAUGGCUUGUCAUCCCCUACAGCUACCAACCCAAGUUUGACGACAAACUUCGCUUUUGGCAGCGUCUUGAUCUGCUUGGUGCCACUGCAGGAAUUUCAGGCCUGGUACUGGUCAACUUUUCUUGGAACCAGGCCGCGCUUGUGGGCUGGAAGAACCCUUCCACCUAUGUUCUUCUUAUAAUUGGGGUUGUCUGCCUCGGCGCCUUCGCAUCAAUCGAACGCAAGGCGCCAUGUCCAUUGCUCCCGCGGUCAGUCUUUACUAGUGAAUUGGCUUGGGUGCUCGGGUGUAUCGCAACUGGCUGGUCGAGUUUUGGAAUUAUCAUCUACUACUUCUAUCAAUUCAUGGAAGUGAUCAAAGGCGAUUCUCCACUGUUGGCCACGGCCAAAUGGUCGGCGGCCGCUGCUUCUGGUGCUGUGGCAGCUUUGGUCACAGGAUCCCUACGUAGUCGCCUACCACCCAGCGUUAUCAUGUUUUGUGCAAUGACAUUUUUCACCGCUGGUAUCUCCAUCUUUGCCACUGUGCCUGUUGAUCAAACCUACUGGGCGCAGGCGUUUGUGGUGAGCCUAAUUACCUCCUGGGGCAUGGACAUGUCCUUUCCCUCUGGGACCCUGAUAUUGAGCAAUUCCAUGCCUCAUCACCACCAAGGUCUGGCUGCCUCUCUCGUUGUUACAACGGUGAACUACUCUAUCUCCCUUGGCCUAGGAUUUGCGGGUACGGUAGAAACACAUGUUAACGAGGACGGACAUAAUGUUCUACAGGGUUACCGCGGUGCGCUGUACAUGGGAAUUGGACUGGCGUCAUUGGGUCUCGUGCUGUCGAUUUGUUUUAUGUUUACGAGCUGGAGACAGCAUGGUAACAGCCAGAAGAGCCAUGGAUAG